Molecule: messenger RNA, 1660 nt
Organism: Trifolium pratense (red clover)
Lineage: Eukaryota; Viridiplantae; Streptophyta; Magnoliopsida; Fabales; Fabaceae
Product: F-box/kelch-repeat protein At3g06240-like
Exons: 1
Coding region: 293-1387 (364 amino acids)
Molecular function (GO): protein binding
Source: RefSeq, a predicted model, not a curated record
UAUAUAUGAGUCCGGAGGGAGUACUAUAUAAUAUAGAAUUUAAUUUAUAUGUACCGUCGGUGUAAAGUUAUUUUGCACAUGCGUCCAAUAAAAAACUGACACAUCAUGUAUGAUCAUUAAAAAUACAUGAUGUGUCACAUUCAUUAAAUGACGUGACAACGUGUCAUUGAAUGUAUGUAUAAAAAUAAUUUAUACCGACGGUGCAUAACAAUUAAUCUAUAUAAUAUAUACCCAGUAAAGAGUAGGGUAGUAUCAAGAAAGAAACAAUUGCAGUCGCAGAGGAGAGAGAUCCAUGGACAUGAUGAAGAUGUUGUAUCUUCCUCAUGAAUUGAUCAUCCAAAUCCUUCUAAGAUUACCAGUGAAGUCUCUUAUACGCUUCAAAUGUGUUUGUAAGUCUUGGUUUUCUAUAAUCUCUGAUACCCAUUUUGCAAAUUCACAUUUUGAAGUUACCGCUGCAACACACACUCAUAGUCAUAGAGCUUUGUUCAUAUCACGUGCGUUACCUUAUGAAACUCGAUCUAUAGAUUUAGAACUAUCAAUUGACGAUGAUAGCGCUUUUGCUUCACUUAACCCCAUUAAUUUUAUGCGCUCCGAACCUUUUAUUGAUAUUAUAGGUUCAUGUAGAGGAUUUAUACUUCUGUUUUGUUAUCCAAGCUUCUAUAUAUGGAAUCCAUCCACUGGACUUCACAAACAUAUACCUUUGUCUCGUAUUAGGGUCAAUUUAAAUCACUUCUAUGGUUUUGGGUAUGAUCAAUCAACAGAUGAUUACUUGAUGGUUUCAUUGUCAUCUGAUACAAUCUCAUCAUACUUGGAGUUUUUCUCAUUCAGAGCUAAUACUUGGAAACAAAUCGACGAGGUUACUCAUAUUCACUAUUCGAGUGCCACCAACGAUGAUUGCGAAGCAGGGUCACUCUUUAAUGGGGUUAUUCAUUGGUUUGCUUACCGUCGUGAUUUAGAAAUAGAUGUUAUUGUUGCCUUUGAUUUAAUGGAAAGGAAACUCUUAGAUAUGCAUUUGCCAGAUCAGUUUGACCAUGACCUUCGCAAUUGUGGUUUGUGGGUAUUUCGAGAAUUUCUUAGUCUAUGGGCUAGGAAUUAUGAUAAUGAUACAAUUGAAAUAUGGGUGAUGAAAGAAUACAAACUGCAUUCCUCUUGGACAAAGACUCAUGUUCUUCCUAUUGAUGCCAUUCCCGCUGGUUUCCAUUUCCCUUUAAGCUCUACAAAAAGCAGUGAUAUUGUUGCAACAGAUGGUUUUACUGGAUUUGUGAAGUAUAAUGAUGAAGGACAGUUAUUAGGGCAUCACUCCUACUUUAACCAGACAUAUGGAUCCCGUGUGGUCAUGUAUACAGAGUCUUUGCUUUCACUCCCCGGGGACAAUCUACAAGCUUAAGAAGAUGGCACAAACAAGAACAACAACGAGGUUGUGAAAUAUUUUCCAUUUUUUUCUUGAUAUCUAUAAUUAUAUUGUAGGGUAAUAUGUGUUUAACUGCAACUGUAACAUGAGCGGCUCCAAUAUGUCAUGAAAGUUUUAUUGCUCAACUAUUUGUAUUAAUGCUUAUUUGAAAUAUUAUGUUAACUUUGUGCAAUUCAAUUGAGUUCUAACUUCUAAUAUAUGUUGUGGUCACUACUUGAAAUUGUUUUAUAUGGUAAAUUAGUCUCACAA